Molecule: messenger RNA, 1461 nt
Organism: Haliotis rubra (blacklip abalone)
Lineage: Eukaryota; Metazoa; Mollusca; Gastropoda; Lepetellida; Haliotidae
Product: beta-lactamase domain-containing protein 2-like
Exons: 8
Coding region: 94-1398 (434 amino acids)
Source: RefSeq, a predicted model, not a curated record
UGUGCCCAGCAGGUUGAACAGUUAAAGGAAUCCAGUUCACUCUGAGUAGCGUACUCUUAACCUCCCAUAGAUUGAGUGACUUUGUGGUUGACAAUGGGGCUGUUACGCUGGGGAGUAACUCUCCUCCUCUUUACCUUAGCGUUCACGUAUCUGCCUAGACUGUUCUCACCGAAACUGAAGCCUCAUGCCGAUGGUUAUUGUCAUCCGAAGUUUCACAAAGUUUCUGACACCCUAAGAGAAAAUGUGGAAAGCGGAAAGGAGCUGGGUGCGGCGUUCGCUGUGUAUCACCGUGGGGAGGUUGUGGUCGACAUGUGGGCAGGAUAUGCUGACGAGGAGGCUGGAAGACAAUGGUCCAGAGACACCAUGAGUGUUGUAUUUUCAGUUACGAAGGGCGUGGCCGCUGUCACCGUGGCUAGGAUGGUAGACAAGGGAUGGCUGGACUACAAGAAGCCAGUGGCCCACUAUUGGCCUGGGUUCUCGCAAAAUGGCAAAGGGGAGAUAACCGUGGAACAACUACUAGGACACCAGGGCGGGCUGGUGUCCCUUGGUGCCAACAAGACGACUCUACGUCAAUACCGUGACAACCAGGAAGCGUUCACCCGACGACUGGAGGAGGUAACGCCUCUAUGGGAACCAGGCACUGCCCAUGGUUACCAUGCCAUCACGUAUGGCUUCUACGUGGACACUCUAGUCAGGAUGGCAGAUCCAAAUCACAGGAACAUGACUCAGAUAUUCCGGGAGGAGGUUGCCGAGCCUUUCGGCAUCGACUUCCACAUCGGUCUCCCUAAAUCUCUGUCACAUCGAGUAGCUCGUGUACAGUUUAUGUCGGACAUAGCGUUGAUAAUCUCGUCCAUGAAGUCCUGGGAUUUGUUCCACUUCUUUGCUAGUAUCGCACUCUACCCGGAAUCCCUUUCCGCUAAGGCAAUGACUGUACUGGAGACAAAGAACACUGCUCUUAAUGACCCUGAAGAGAGGAGUAUUGGCCAAUCAGCGUUCCUUGGUAUCGGGACAGCCCGCAGUGUGGCCAAACUCUACAGUUACAUGGCAAUGGGCGGAAGUAUCAAAGGGAGACAACUUCUCAAACCGGAAACGUGGAAGUUGAUGACUAGCAGUUUAAAAACCGCUCAGGAUCUUGUAAUUACCACACUCGUUGCAGAGUGGGGCAGAGGUGUAGGAUUCCGUGAACUGCCUCACUCAAAGUAUAAGGGCCAGAAGGUUAUCGGCAACGCAGGCUAUGGUGGUCAGGUCGGUUAUUUUGACCCUGUCAACCAGCUCUCCGUGGUGUACAUCACUAACCAUGCCUCCCCACACGGACUGUGGGACGACCCUCGGUUCCUCGACCUGGAGGCUGCCUUGUAUGACUGUUUGGACCAUAAUAUACAAGGAAGAAAACUGUAGUUUCUUAUAUCAUUACAGUGGGAUGUGAUAUAACUGUCUGAUAGUCCAUGUGUGCAAAUCAAA